This is a messenger RNA of Pieris macdunnoughi, 2361 nucleotides long. Lineage: Eukaryota; Metazoa; Arthropoda; Insecta; Lepidoptera; Pieridae. The record is from the annotation of a GenBank genome assembly.
AUGAAACGACAUCGACCACAAGUUUUUCGACCUUCUGACGAAUCAAUGUCGGAGGAAGAUGAGGAUACUCCUUCACCGCCGGCACGGAAGCUGCUCAAGAAUCUGUUAAAAAAAGAAGUAACAAAGGCUUUACGCGAUCUUCAAGAUGACUGUCAAGUUCCAAAUAAGUUACAAGUACAUCGUGCUGCAUCAUUGAUUCCGGAAUUCGACCCUGACAGUGAAGAGUAUACGGUACAAGCGUGGAUACGAAAAAUUGAACAAAUCGGUGAAAUUCACGGUUGGGACGAUACACUUAAAUCAUUUUAUCUACAAGAUAAACUGCGAGGUCAAGCGAAGAAGUGGUAUAAUCGCCUGGAGAAUUACGAUUAUACGUGGGAGCAAUGGAAAGAGUUACUAUUACGAGCAUUUCCCCGAUAUCGCGAUUAUGGAAAUAUGCUUGAAGAACUAUUGCAAAGGAGGAAGCAACCAACUGAGUCAAUGACAAAAUACUAUCAGGAUAAAAUCGCCAUGUGCUUCCGAUGCAAGUUGUCCGAUAACGCCAGCGUUUCCUGUAUUAUUCGUGGUCUGCCGUUAUCGCUACAGCUCAACGCUCGAGCCUUUCAAUGCCAAACGCCAGGAGAGCUUUACGAAGGAUUUUUAUGUGCGCUUGACGACUACCGUACUUUACCUAUCGAAACAAGGUUUCAGAAAAAUUUGGUGAGUAAGCCACUAUCUCACCUCGAUAAAAAGUCAACGCCGCCCAAUGCCGAAACUGACCCGUGUCCGAGAUGCAAGAAAACCGGUCAUUUACUGCGUGAUUGCUCCCUACCUGAUACGCGUACUUGUUAUAAGUGCGGAACUAGGGGACACAUUGCUUCACGCUGUACUAUGAUAACCACGGAUAGCAGAAGAUCUACUUCAUCUGACAACAUUAAAGAAGUAAAUGUACUACGUCCUUAUAAUGAAGUAUACAAAAAGGUCGUUAAAAUCAAUGGCACCCACGUUAAAGCAUACAUUGAUACCGGCAGUCAAGUCAACGUGUUAAACGACCAAGUAGCGAACGCGUUGUCACUGGACGUCAAACCGACGAGUGUCACUCUGAAAGGAUUUUCCGGUGGACUCUCGACGAGUCGUGGAGAAGUUGAAUUUCAAUUAGAAAUUGAUGGUAUUACUAUUAAAUGUCAAGCCUACUUGUCUAGUAUCAAGAUGGCCGACGUUAAUCUUUUGAUCGGUCAACCUAUCAUCAACAGCGAAGGUAUGACAUUGAUAGUUAGCAAAGGUCUCGUCAAGCUUAAUCAUACUCAAGACCCCGUUUGCGAUAUUGAGGCUAUCGAAGACAAUGAUCGUUUUAAAGUGGUCACGGUCAACAAAGAGAAACUCCCACCUGGCUCUUCCAUCAUUCAAGUGCGGGUUCUGGGGAAUAAGGUCGGCAACGAUGUGGUAACGCCACCUCGACACUACGAGCUGCAGGGGGUGGCCUACUCUCUUCCCUCUACCCUGCUCCGUGGUGAAGAUGGUUACAUCAAAGUCGUCAACACGGGGUGCGAGGCUAUCGUGUGGUCGCCGGGAGAGGUCCUAGCCAGGGCUGAAAGCUGCCAGGAAUUCCCGUUACAGCCGUAUAGCCAGGUACUUUCUCUUGCUGCUUGCCAUACUUUUGCCAAUUAUAAUGCCAAUAAUUUAGGUCAACCCUUAACUAAUAAUUUAUGUAUAGGAGGUGUAAAAUUAGACGACAUACAGAUAGGACCGUUAAAUAAUAAACAACAUUCGGAUCUUAUCGGUUUAUUAAUACAAUAUAAACAUUGUUUUGCUAUUGGUACAAAAGAUUUAGGGUGUACAGAUUUAGUGCAGAUGAAAAUUAAGCUUACUAGUGAUCAGCCAGUUUAUCGCCAGCCUUAUCGAUUGUCACAUGGUGAACAAGCGAUAGUCCAGUCUAAAGUCAGUGAAUUAUUAGAUGCCGGCAUUAUCAAAGAGUCCGAAUCCAGUUAUGCCUCCCCAGUCAUCCUAGUGAAAAAGAAAAACGGUGACAGUAGGAUGUGCGUUGAUUAUCGUGCCCUAAAUGCUAUUACCGUAAAAGAAAGAUUUCCAUUGCCAAACAUAGAUGAUCAGGUUUCGAAAUUGGCGGGCAAAACAUAUUUUACAAGUUUAGAUAUGACUCAAGGAUACCAUCAGCUACGCGUGAGCCAUGAAGAUACACACAAAACUGCAUUCAUAACACCUCAGGGUCAUUUUGAGUACACUCGAAUUCCAUUCGGUUUAGCGAACGCUCCUUCUGUUUUUAUGCGACUAAUGAAUAAAAUAGUUGAAUCUGUGGUAAGAACUGAAAAUUCUAAGACUCAAGAAACAAAAAGUGCUUCUAGGCGAUAUGGCUUAAGGGGCUCUUAG